Castor canadensis (American beaver) is the source of this 1552-nucleotide messenger RNA. RefSeq names its product small glutamine rich tetratricopeptide repeat co-chaperone beta (gene Sgtb). Lineage: Eukaryota; Metazoa; Chordata; Mammalia; Rodentia; Castoridae. Gene Ontology annotation, biological process: post-translational protein targeting to endoplasmic reticulum membrane. Gene Ontology annotation, molecular function: protein binding; molecular adaptor activity. Gene Ontology annotation, cellular component: membrane; TRC complex. The record is from RefSeq and is a predicted model, not a curated record.
GCGAGCAGCCGAGUGGGCCGAGGGGGCGGCGGCGACGGCGGGAGAGCUGAGGAGUUUGGGCGACAACCGUCAGGGCUGCCAUCUUCAGCCGGGCUCCAGCCUCGAGGACCAGGAGCUGGGCUGAGCGGCCGACGCACGCUCGCGGGCCCAUAGCCGUCGUCUGGCGUCCCCUAGCUUGGUAAGGGGCUGCUGUCUGGACAAGGUGCGUCUCCCGCAGCCCCAGCCCGAGGCCUGCACCGCGCACCCACUGCAAACCCCGCGUGGGCUGAGGCUAGGCCUCGGUACCCGAGGGACGGGGGAGGGAGGCCUGGAGGGGGAGGUGGAUGUGCUCCCAGCAGGGAGCAGGAGAAGCUGGAAGAGAUUAAGAUAUAAAAUAAAUGUCUGUAGCAAUGCGUUGUGCUGUUCUGACUUUCAAAAGAGAAAAGAUCAAGGAAGUGUUUAAGUUUCUAAAAUGUCAUCUAUCAAGCACCUAGUUUAUGCAAUUAUUCGUUUCUUACGGGAACAAAGUCAGAUGGAUGCUUAUACUUCUGAUGAGCAAGAAAGUUUGGAAGUUGCAAUUCAGUGCUUGGAGACAGUUUUUAAGAUCACCCCAGAAGAUACACACCUAGCAGUUUCUCAGCCUUUGACGGAAAUGUUCACCAACUCCCUCUGUAAGAAUGACAUUCUUCCUCUUUCAAACUCAGUGCCUGAAGAUGUGGGAAAAGCUGAUCAAUUAAAAGAUGAAGGCAAUAACCACAUGAAAGAAGAAAAUUACACUGCUGCGGUGGAUUGUUAUACACAGGCAAUAGAACUGGAUCCCAAUAAUGCAGUUUAUUAUUGCAACAGGGCUGCUGCUCAAAGCAAAUUAAGUCACUACACAGAUGCAAUAAAGGAUUGUGAAAAAGCAAUAGCAAUUGAUGCAAAGUAUAGCAAGGCCUAUGGGAGGAUGGGGCUGGCCCUCACUGCCAUGAAUAAAUUUGAAGAAGCAGUUAUAAGUUAUCAAAAGGCAUUAGAUCUUGACCCUGAAAAUGAUUCCUAUAAGUCAAAUCUGAAAAUAGCAGAACAGAAGUUAAGAGAGGUAUCUAGUCCCACAGGAACUGGAUUGAGCUUUGACAUGGCUAGCUUGAUAAAUAAUCCAGCUUUCAUUAGUAUGGCAGCAAGUUUAAUGCAGAACCCUCAAGUUCAACAGUUAAUGUCAGGAAUGAUGACAAAUGCCAUUGGGGGACCUGCUGCUGGAGUUGGGGGCCUAACUGACCUGUCUAGCCUCAUCCAAGCGGGACAGCAGUUUGCUCAGCAGAUACAGCAGCAGAACCCUGAAUUUAUAGAGCAACUUAGAAACCACAUCCGGAGCAGAUCAUUCAGCAGCAGCACUGAAGAACAUUCCUGAUUUGACCAGGGACUCUUGCCCACAAUACAAAUCAUUUAUGGCUCUGAAAUAUCCAUUUUAGAUAGUGGCCAAAACAAAAACUAAAACAACAACAAAAGCACCAUACCUGAUGUUCGGAAAUAGAGGAAAACCUCUUGUGUAUAUUUUUAAGGAAUAAAUCUGUUUAGACAAUAGGUUUAUCACAAA